GUGAGCAGCUCCUGAGGCUCUCGGAGUUGAAAGGUGACGAUUUCACUAGUAUGCUAGAGUAGAUCAAGCACCCUUUUGUUCAAUCCUUCGCUCAAAUCGGAUCCUUUUCCUGCUAUCCUUUUCACCCUUCCAAAUCGACCAAGAAAGCUCAUCCAGUUUUGGGGGGGAUCACCUAUUUUGGAGUCACCUUGCCGUCGUCAUCAGCCAAUUUACUCACACACCUGACGGCCUGCAUGCCAUCAAUGCUCGCUCCCCUCCCCUGAUGACUGAGGUGUUUAUCAUGUGAGAGCCUCUCCGUUUUGGCGUCACAGGAAACCCGCUCUCAUGGUCCACUGCUGGUGGAGUUCGGCUGGAGUUCAUUUAUUCCCAAUAUUUCAGCUUCGGCUUUUGGAGGUCCACAAAUUCUCGAGUUGUUGGGAAAAUCGGGCUGGCCUCUUAUUAGAGCCCUUUUGGCCCUUGCUCCUCUUUCCAGCAGAGGUUUCAACUUCUCUUUCCCCCCUGAGGUUUCGUGAGCGCAGCAGUAAGGUUUCUGAAACUGUUCUUGGAGGUUUGCUCUCGCCGGUUUCCACUGUCCCUGCUUUAUCUGCCUGGGACGGCUCCAAGAUCUGAGCUUGGGGGCGUUCUUGGUGCAAAGCGGAGCAAUCCACCAAACCGCCCCGGGAUUUGGAGCUGGAAUAAUCCUUCCAUGGGUUCCCGGUCCGGCUGUGGAGCGGCGAUGGCGGCGGCCGCGGCCGCGGUGUUGGUUUCUUGGCUGUGCUUCGCGGCGGCCGGCGUCGGCGCGAUAGGGGCGAACUGGGGCACGCAGGCGAGCCACCCGCUGCCGCCGGAGACGGUGGUGCGGAUGCUCAAGGACAAUGGGUUCCAGAAGGUCAAGCUGUUCGACGCCGAGGAGGGCACCAUGAGCGCCCUCAGGAAGAGCGGGCUGGAGGUGAUGGUCGGCAUCCCCAACGACUUGCUGUCCACGAUGGCCACCAGCAUGAAGGCCGCGGAGAAGUGGGUCGACACCAACGUCUCCAGCUACCUCAACGACGGCGUCAGCAUCAGGUAUGUUGCAGUCGGGAAUGAGCCUUUCUUGGAGACAUACAACGGAAGCUUCCUGCAGUCCACUUUCCCCGCCAUCAGGAACAUACAAGGCGCGCUCAUAAAAGCCGGCCUGGGCAACCAAGUCAAGGUGACAUGCCCUCUCAACGCCGAUGUCUACUCCUCGACGACCUCCAAGCCUUCCGACGGGGACUUCCGCACGGACAUCCACGACCUGAUGCUCACCAUAGUGAAGUUCCUGAGCGACAACGGCGGUGCCUUCACCGUCAACAUCUACCCGUUCAUAAGCCUCUACAUCGACCCGAACUUCCCCGUGGACUACGCCUUCUUCGAGGGGGCCUCGUCGCCGAUUGUGGACGGCUCCUUCACCUACAGCAACAUGUUCGACGCGAACCACGACACGCUGAUAUGGGCGCUGAAGAAGAACGGGUUCGGGAACCUGCCCGUGAUCGUCGGCGAGAUCGGGUGGCCGACGGACGGCGACCGGAACGCCAACGCCCAGAUGGCGCAGCGCUUCAACCAGGGCUUCAUGACCCACAUCGCCUCCGGGCGGGGCACGCCGAUGCGGCCCGGACCCGUCGACGCCUACCUGUUCAGCCUGAUCGACGAGGACGACAAGAGCAUCCAGCCAGGGAACUUCGAGCGGCACUGGGGCAUCUUCACCUACGACGGCCUGCCCAAGUACCAGCUGAACCUGGGGACGUCGAACGCGGGCGGCGGUCUCGUGAGAGCCAAGGGCGUGAAGUACCUCGAGAGGAAGUGGUGCGUGCUGAAGCCUUCUGUGAACCUCAACGACCCGAAGCUCGCCGACAACGUGGGAUACGCGUGCUCCAUGGCGGACUGCACCAGCCUUGGCUACAAGACGUCGUGCGGGAUGCUGGACAUCCGCGGCAACGUCUCGUACGCGUUCAACAACUACUUCCAGAAGAACGACCAGGACGACGUGGCCUGCGGGUUCCAGGGCCUCGCGACGACCACGGGCCAGGACCCCAGCACCGGGACCUGCAGGUUCGGGGUCAUGAUCGAGGUCGACUCCGCCUUCUCGUGGAGGCUGCAGGGGCUUGGGAGCAACCUCCUCCUGUUCCUCCUGCUUGGGGUUCUCCAGCUAUCCCUGUCCUUCUCUUAGACGCAGAGGUUCUGCGAGGGAUGGGUGGGGUGGCAGUGAGCGCAUAAACAGUCUGACAACAGCUUGAGGAUAUUAGAUGUGUGUUGUCAGUGCCAUUCAUUUAGAAACUCUUUCCUC
Molecule: messenger RNA, 2284 nt
Organism: Zea mays
Lineage: Eukaryota; Viridiplantae; Streptophyta; Magnoliopsida; Poales; Poaceae
Product: glucan endo-1,3-beta-glucosidase 6
Exons: 2
Coding region: 686-2167 (493 amino acids)
Biological process (GO): carbohydrate metabolic process
Molecular function (GO): hydrolase activity, hydrolyzing O-glycosyl compounds
Source: RefSeq, marked validated